AUGACUUUUUGUCAUAUGCUUCGCCGUAGGAUGAUUUAUUUGUCACAUUGAUUAGUAGUGUUUCACUAAAUUUUUGUAUUACGAUGUGAUAUUAGUGCACCAAAUAGAAUAGUUUUAUUUUUUAUGUAAUAAUCAAUAUGGUCGAUUCAGUUGACCACUGGGCAACUGUAUGUGUCUGUAAUCUAUGCGGAAAUAUACCUGAGAACGCACCACUGUUCCAUUGUCCGUAUCAACAUCAAUAUUGUAACAGUUGCUUUCUAGAACUUAAACAAAAACACCGAGGUUUGGAAGAGAACAAAUGCUUCUGUGAACUUUGCGGAACACCUAUGACCUUCAAAGAAACAAGAAUAAGUCCUGAAUUCCUUAAAAAAUUAAGAUCAAACCCAGGAAUCGGAAGACCGUAUCGGUACGAAUCUAAUCCCUUGUUAAAGACCAUAAAAAACGCAAGCAAAGAAAGUGAGACUAAUCUACGGUCCACAGCACCACCAACGGUAGAAAACUUAUUUGGCCUUCCCACAACGGAUCUCAACAAACUUUUCGAAAAGAGAAAUCAAGGAGAUAUCGUGGUUGAAGAAAAAUUGUCCAAAACGCGAUCCAAUAUAUUUGGGAAUUGCAGAACUUCAGUUUCAAGCAGAUCGAAUUACCGUUAUCUGAAUUUGUCUCAGUUUUCGUCUCAUAAACCUGUAGUUUGUCCACAUCAUCCAUGCAAUAGAAUGAUUGCAGUGUCUUCCUUCGCCAAUCACUUUCGUUACGAACAUCCAGAACUGAAGAAGUACGCUACUGAAAGACAUAAAGACACUUUGUUGCCUUUCGACAUAUCCUUGAGUGAAUGCGGAAAAAGUCUAUGUCUGGCCAUCAUCACCAUUUACGAGAACAACAAGAUUGACUUGCUCAGGUCUAGGAGCACUCACAGUGUCAUAAAAACGUGUAGAAAGUUCUGCCAGAAAGUGCCUAUUGACUCUUUUUGGGUCAUGCUGAGCGGUUCCAAGUCCAGGAGAAAAUCACACUCUUACAUCUUGAUUUGGUUGUUCUCCAACAGUACCGACAAAUAUCAUAGUACCAUUGAAUUAUCCUCGAAAAACGACAACGUGAGUUUUUCCUGUUUUAGUGACGUCAAUGGUAUUCCAGAAAACCUGAACGUUGACGAAGUAGCGAAGAAAUUCAAUUGUCUUUAUGUUGGUUAUGGUUCGGCAGCUGGUUUAUUAAGAGAAGGUAGUGAUUUGAAUCUUAGAAUUGCAGUACAUUAAUAUUUCUGUAAUAAAUGAUUCUGAAAUUA
This is a messenger RNA of Harmonia axyridis, 1276 nucleotides long. RefSeq lists its product as uncharacterized. Bases 138 to 1247 code for a protein of 369 amino acids. The transcript has 2 exons. The record is from RefSeq and is a predicted model, not a curated record. Lineage: Eukaryota; Metazoa; Arthropoda; Insecta; Coleoptera; Coccinellidae.